Pseudophryne corroboree (corroboree frog) is the source of this 1042-nucleotide messenger RNA. It is a transcript of the gene CHP1, whose product is annotated as calcineurin like EF-hand protein 1. The coding region runs from base 86 to 673 and encodes 195 amino acids. Lineage: Eukaryota; Metazoa; Chordata; Amphibia; Anura; Myobatrachidae. Gene Ontology annotation, molecular function: calcium ion binding. The transcript has 7 exons. The record is from RefSeq and is a predicted model, not a curated record. Gene Ontology annotation, biological process: positive regulation of sodium:proton antiporter activity. Gene Ontology annotation, cellular component: plasma membrane.
UACCUUAUAAAUAGCAGAGGCCGGCUGCCGGCUGCUGUAGUAUACUGCCAGGCUAGGCUGUGUACCGGAAGUGCCAGUGCUCAGUAUGGGCUCCCGGGCGUCUACUCUGCUGCGGGACGAGGAGAUAGAGGAGAUCAAGAAGGAGACCGGCUUCUCUCACAGCCAAAUAACACGUUUGUACAGUCGAUUUACCAGCCUUGAUAAGGGGGAGAAUGGAACAUUAAGCCGAGAAGAUUUCCAGCGAAUACCUGAACUAGCCAUUAACCCUUUGGGAGACCGAAUUAUAAAUGCGUUUUUCAUUGAAGGGGAGGACCAAGUUAAUUUCCGUGGCUUCAUGAGGACUCUGGCUCAUUUCAGGCCUAUUGAAGAUAAUGAGAAGACCAAAGAUGCCAGCAGCUCGGAGCCCCUGAACAGUAGAAGCAAUAAACUCUUGUUUGCUUUUCGGCUGUAUGACCUGGACAAAGAUGACAAAAUCUCCCGGGAUGAGCUCCUGCAGGUCCUGCGAAUGAUGGUGGGAGUGAACAUAUCAGAUGAGCAACUGGGAAGCAUUGCUGACCGCACUAUCCAGGAGGCAGACCAGAAUGGAGACUGUGCAAUAUCCUUCACUGAAUUUGUCAAUGUUCUGGAAAAGGUUGACGUGGAGCAAAAAAUGAGCAUCAGGUUCCUGCAUUAACCUAUGUGACUUCCCAGCAAAUCUAGCAGUAGAACAUAGAACCGUGCUUCAAGGCUGAAGAUGUUACCUCCUAAGAACACUGAGGCUCACCUUAAAGAGAAUCACAAUGUAAUUGGGAACAAAGUACUGCCCCUAUGCUAUGGACCCUUGUUUCCUGCCCAAUGAUUGGUUGCUGUAACUCUGCUAGUGGUACUACUGGCACUUCUCUCCUCACACUAUUAAUUGCUCCGUGCUCAUAGUAACAGCUGCAGGGCCUAAUGCUAUAAGCUGUUCUGCAGCCACGUCUGUGAAUCAGUUUUGUUUGCCACUACAAAACAUUUGAACCAUAUUUAACGUGUUGUAAAUAAAUGCACCAUUUUAUGAUUUAAA